AUGGCGGUCGCUCUGCCCAAAUACUCAUCAGACGGGAUCGCUUACACCGACGACGAAUGGACUCGUCGUCUUUUCACUUCUCAGGUCAACCUUGGUGGCGCUGCAGAUGUCAUGUCACGACGGCCCGCGGUAACGGCUCUUUUCGACGUACAUGAUCGAGAUCGAUCCCCCCCUCUCCAUCCCCGUCUCCAAGUUGGGGAUGGGUCUGCUGUGAGAUCCGUGCCACGCCUAUCGCUGCCUGCCCUCGCUAAUGUUAUAUCAAGUGCCCUUGGAACGCCUCUUGACUGGCCCGACGCCAAGAAGGUUGCCGGCCAGGUCAGGUCAUGGGGGAUUGAACAACUGCUCGCCAUAUGGCGCAAUGCCAAAGCCAAGGAGAGGGACGCGCUCCUUUGGGGAGAUGAGAUCGAGUACCUGGUUGUUUGCUAUGAUCAAAACAACCGCAAGGUCAGACUGUCACUACGCCAAGCAGACAUUCUAGCUGCCCUUGCCAAUGAUGAGAAGCUUCUGCAGCAGGGAGGGGGAGUGCCUGACCUCCAGGCCGGAAAUGCCGAGGCAAAGGAGAACCCUGCCCCCGUUUUCCACCCCGAGUUUGGAAGGUUCAUGCUUGAAGCGACUCCAGGAAAGCCAUGGGGCAUCGGCUUCAAGGAUCUGCUAGAUGUCGAACCAAACAUGAAGUGGAGACGAACCAUAGCCAAGGAUCAUAUGGCCCAGACCGAGUUCCCGAUCACGUUGACAACAUUUCCCCGUCUUGGAUCGACCGAUUGCAUUGUGCCCUCGUAUCCUGUUUCGGGGCCUAAGCUCCGCUCCCAGUUUGUCCCCGAUGAGAUUGCGAACCCCCAUAUCCGCUUUCCAACUCUAGCGGCAAACAUUCGCUGGCGGAGAGGCAGAAAAGUACAGGUCAAUGUACCAGUUUUCAGAGAUGAAAACACACCGUGGCCCUGGAAAGAUCCUACUGUCAACUAUGAUUUGCAUAACUGGCCGGAAGAUGAUGACGUCCGCAAUGGUGCUGCAAAAGACAAUUACAUCCAUAUGGAUGCCAUGGCUUUCGGCAUGGGAAGUUGUUGUCUACAGAUCACGUUCCAAGCGAAAAAUAUUGAAGAAGGACGAAAAAUGUAUGACCAGCUCAGUCCUAUAGCCCCUAUCUUGCUUGCAUUGACGGCGGCGACGCCAAUCUACAAGGGUUUCCUGGCCGACACCGACGUGCGCUGGAACCAGAUCAGCAAUGCAGUUGAUGAUCGCACACCAGAGGAACUCGGAGAGAAGCCGUUGCAAAACGACCGUUGGCGACUCCCCAAGUCCCGCUAUGCAUCCAACUCAACGUACAUAUCCCAAGAUCCGCGUCUCCGGCCUGAGUACCUCGACCCGGAUCUCAUCAUUGAUACCGAUAUCAAGAAGCGCCUAGUUGAAGGUGGCAUGGACGACCUGCUAGCAACCCACUUCGCCCACCUCUUCAUUCGGGAUCCCAUUGUUGUGUUCGCCGAAGACCUCAAGGAGCUGGACCUCACUAAAGCCGAUCACUUUGAGAAUCUGCAGUCGACCAACUGGCAGCACAUGCGCUUCAAGCCACCGCCAGCAGGCUCCGAUAUGGGCUGGCGAGUCGAAUUCCGACCCAUGGAAAUCCAAAUCACCGAUUUCGAGAAUGCAGCGUUUUCCAUCUUCAUUGUGCUACUCACGCGCGCAAUCCUUUCUUUCAACCUCAACUUCUACAUUCCCAUCACCCUCGUGUCAGAGAACAUGGAAACAGCACACAUCCGUGACGCCGUAUCGACUCAGAAAUUCUGGUUCCGCAAGGACCCCUUCUCGACACACAAGUCAAGCGGCACGGGCACCUCCACGCCCGCAGAGACCUUCAGCAGACCAACAACACCCACUGGCCCUAUCGAGGACGAAUACACACAAAUGACCAUCAAUGAAGUCAUCAAUGGACAGACCACGUCAGACGGUGACGGCUUCCCUGGUCUUAUCCCGCUCGUCGAAUCAUACCUCAAUAGUAUGAACGUCGAUGUCGAGACGCGCUGUGAUCUCGCUACCUACCUCGACUUGAUUUGCAAGCGCGCAAACGGCACGUACUGGACGGCGGCGAAGUGGAUCAGGCAUUUCGUCCAGUCGCACCCAGAGUACAAGAAGGAUAGUGUGGUGAGCGACGACAUUACAUACGACCUUGUCAAGGCUGCCGAGCAGAUUACAAAGUCAGAGGGUCGUGAUGGAUUGGGAGUUGAGAUGCUGGGAAGGCGUCGCUGAGGGACAGAGUGGGGGUAAAACAAAAAACGAUUUUGGUACAUAGACGAUGAAUGUACAUAGAUGAAAAGAGAAGUAGACAAUCUGCAAUUAUUUGUCUUUAUA
Molecule: messenger RNA, 2343 nt
Organism: Pyrenophora tritici-repentis Pt-1C-BFP
Lineage: Eukaryota; Fungi; Ascomycota; Dothideomycetes; Pleosporales; Pleosporaceae
Source: RefSeq, a predicted model, not a curated record